AAUAAUUUUUCUGGGGGAUAAUAAUGGGAUUGGACCAGGACCGGUUGGAUUCCUUCUCUACUCUUGCUUAAAAGAUCCCCCAAAGGAACCAACUGUCCUUUCGAACUACUACAAUGGAGACCCCCCAGAUCACCCUCGAGACCUACGUCCCCCGCAAGUGCUCCGCCACUAACCGCCUCAUUGGCUCCAAGGACCACGCCUCGGUCCAGAUCAACAUCGGCGAUGUUGACGAGAACGGCCGCUACACCGGCUCCUUCACCACCUACGCCCUCUCUGGCUACGUCCGCGCCCAGUCCGAGGCUGAUGAUUCCAUCAACCGCCUUGCCACCAAGGAUGGUCUCUUGUCCAUGGUCUGGAGCUACCAGAAGUAAAUUACGGAGCUGACACUUUUUUGUCAUUAAAAGAAAACUUCAACUCCUUUUCAUUUCUGCUUUUGCCCCUUACUGUUUUUUUUCUCGUCUUUCAUUUUGGUCCUGUUCGAAAUAACCCCACGGCUGCUUUGCUUCCUUUCCCUCCGACUAUUCUCUUGAGAAAUCGUAAACUAAGGGACGUCGGUAACAAAAAAACCGCAUUCAUGCUCAAUUGAAAAACUGAAAAAAUAAACCACACAAAAAAAAAAAAAAAAAAACCCCC
Messenger RNA from Gamsiella multidivaricata, 633 nucleotides. Its product is annotated as ribosomal protein S21e. Bases 114 to 371 code for a protein of 85 amino acids. Gene Ontology annotation, cellular component: cytosolic small ribosomal subunit; ribosome. The record is from RefSeq and is a predicted model, not a curated record. Gene Ontology annotation, molecular function: structural constituent of ribosome. NCBI's taxonomy places the organism in Eukaryota, Fungi, Mortierellomycota, Mortierellomycetes, Mortierellales, Mortierellaceae. Gene Ontology annotation, biological process: endonucleolytic cleavage to generate mature 3'-end of SSU-rRNA from (SSU-rRNA, 5.8S rRNA, LSU-rRNA); endonucleolytic cleavage in ITS1 to separate SSU-rRNA from 5.8S rRNA and LSU-rRNA from tricistronic rRNA transcript (SSU-rRNA, 5.8S rRNA, LSU-rRNA); translation. The transcript has 3 exons.